Larimichthys crocea (large yellow croaker) is the source of this 1545-nucleotide messenger RNA. RefSeq lists its product as uncharacterized. The record is from RefSeq and is a predicted model, not a curated record. Lineage: Eukaryota; Metazoa; Chordata; Actinopteri; Sciaenidae. The transcript has 5 exons. Bases 576 to 1235 code for a protein of 219 amino acids.
GAGAUAAAGAGCCUGGGCUCGGGAUCGGAUUGCCCUGCAGGAUAAAUGGGGUCUUUUAAGGUGGAAUAAUAUCUCCUGUCGUUCAACUGUCUGUGGCCCUCGUAGAGAUACUGUUCCCUGUCCAUAAUGACCACUGCACUCCCCUUAUCUGCUGGUUUUAUGAUUAUGUUUUUAUUUUUUCUCAAUUCUGUGAGAGCUCUGUUUUCACCCUGGGUCAAAUUGGUUUUGGGUCUUGUGAGGUGGAAGUUGUUGUCGAAAUAAUUAAAGUCUGCUUUAAUCAAUUCUGUGAUCUCUGGUGGUAAUUUGGCUAAGGGGGGGCUCCAUUCUGAUUUGUUGGUAAAGGGGGUAAUGCUCGUGUCCCUAUUAUGUUGGAAAUAAGCUUUCAAUUUGAGUCUCCUAUGAUAUUGUUGCAAGUCCCAUCUGCUGCGUUCCAGCUCGUCUUUCUGACUCCCUACGGUCGGGAUGAAGGAAAGGCCUCUAUUUAGGAGUGUGAGCUGCGGGCCGGUGAGUUUGAAUUUUUGUGUCAAAACUAAAACAUUUCUUGACCCCUCCUGACUGUGCAGGCUUAUGGGGACAUGCAUUUUACAUAUGAGCUCCAGUGCUCAAGCAUUGACCUGGCUGUUUGUGUGCUCCAGUGUAUGUUAUCUUUGUUUGUAGAAAACAACUUGGAGUCCAGCUUCGGAAUGAUGAGGCAUCGCUGCUGCAUCUUGUUAUUGAGGUCUGCAGAUGGUGGACUCUGGCGUGGUGGGCUUUGCGACCGGUCUGGGCCGCAGCGUGAGCCUUCUCUGGGUCGCUCUCCUAAGGCUCCUCAACUUGGCCGGAGUGGCCUGGGUUGGGGGGACGACCUCAGGGCUUCCCUGAGCAGGAUCCAGGCCCUCCUCCUCCGAGAGGACUGUGAUCGAGUCCGACAUGUGAGCCACUAUCGGACUCGGUGUGGCAGCCGUCGGCACAGGAGCAUCCAGGACCGCAGGAGAAACCUCAGGAGGUGGAGGUGGUGGUGGAGGUGGGGGGGGCCCGCCAUCCGGGCCUGUCCCAUCCUCCUCCUCCGUAGUCGGGUCGAGAUGGCCAGCCAUGAGGGCCUCAACAUGCUCCAGGGUCUCCGACUGGAGCCGUUUGCCCAAGUUACGCUUGGCCCAGACAGUGGCGAUCUGGAAGGGCUCCCGCCACUCUCCCUCCCCCAGCCCACGCAAGGCAUCCAACCCCAUCUCCAUGGAGUCUGUGUAAUGGUCCCUUAAGAUCAUCAUGGUGGUUUUCCCUCCCUCUUCUCCCUCCGUGUGUUUAUCCCUGUCCUCUGUGUUGUGUGGUUCUCCCUCCGUGUGUUUAUCCCUGUCCUUUGUGUUGUGUAGUUCUCCUUCCGUGUGUUUGUCCCCGUCCUGUGUGUGGUGUAGUGUGUGUUUCUGUUGAUGAUGUUCCCCGGGUAGUGUUUGGUGGGGGCCCUACGGCCCCCUGGUACGAAAAAUUGUGGCCUAUAGCCAUGUUCCACGUAGUGGUGGUGUUGAGGGUAGCUGCCCUGGCGUCCGCGGCCUCUCACCACGGACGCAUAAG